AUGAGUCUCAGCGGAAAAGUCGCUCUUGUAACUGGCUCGGCUAGAGGGAUUGGGGCCGCAAUUGCAGUUGCGCUGGCUCAACAAGGCGCACAUGUGGUCAUCAAUCAUGUAUCCUCCUCGUCACUCUCGCGAGCCCAAGAGGUUGCGCGGUCAAUCGAAAACUUGGGGACAGGCUCCCGGACUCUCAUCGUGCAAGCGGACCUUGCGUCGUUGGACGAGUUGAACAACUUGGUGAAGCAGACGGUGGAUCACUUUGGUAGGAUUGAUAUCCUGGUCAACAAUGGAGCAGUGGCCGAGCUUGCUCCAUUGGAGGAAGUGACAGUGGAUCACUAUCAGCGCAUGUACGAUGUCAACGUGCGUGCUGUCAUAUUCUUGACCAAGGCGGUCGUUGCACAUAUGAAGGAAGGAGGAAACAUCAUCAACAUCUCUUCAGUAUCAGCAAGAAUAGGUGAAGCUGGUACAACGGUCUAUGCAUCCACAAAGGCCGCGGUAGAGAGUGUAACCCGCGUCCUGGGUAUCGAGCUGCGCGAUAGGAACAUCAAGGUCAAUGCUGUCAGUCCAGGUCCAGUCGUGACAGAUACGUUCAAGGGACUCCCAGAAGAAGCGAAGGCGUCAAUCAGAAAUUCUAGACCCGUCGCAGAACCAUCUGACAUUGCCGACGUUGUCGUCUUCCUCGCCAGUCCUGCGAGUCGCUGGAUUACUGGCAGUACACUCUCCGCAUCCAACGGAGUCAAAGCCAUGGCCCAAGUGCACAAUAAUACUCAGAAUAUCGAUAUCCUCGACGCUGCAACCGCAGCAGUUGGACAGGAGACUCUGACGAACGUUCAAGAUCCGACAACCAUGGCGCAGGAGACCCAGGAGACGCCAACGACGACUACAGACGCUCUUGAAUCUAUGAAUACAUCUCAGGCAACGCCUGCGGUGCCUGCUCCUAUCGCCCCCGUCCCAAUGUCGUUUCCCGCCAUUCUUCUCAACCCAAAGCAACGCGCGCCACAACUCUUACGUACUCGUGAUGCUGAGAACACUCGUUCCAGACAGCCUUCGUCCACGACCAUUGACGGCAAGACUCGCGGAAAGCGUCAUGUGAGACGCCACGAUAACGGGAGAUUCAAUGGCAACCCUCAUAUCGUGCACCCUUCGUCAUCAGACUACAGCAUCUCGACCUCCGAGCCGCGCGAGACGUUCCCGCGUCCUCUACCUGCAUACCUUCCACGCGUCUCACCUGCACCAUCUGGAGCGACCAUCAGCCGUGCUGACCCCGCAAACCUCAACUCUGCCUAUGCCGGUCGCUUCACUCUCGGCCUUCGCGGCGUGCGUAAGGAUCUCCGACACCGUGGUGGCAUGCGAGCCCGUACUCUUAUCCAGGACAUUGAGAGCUUGCUCCAAGUCUGGCUGGAUGGAGAUUCGGCUGCGCUGGACGCGCUAAUCGAGGAAAGGAAAGGGUUUGUAGAUUCAGUGGACCGACCAGCGAUUCAUAUCGUGUCUUCGACACCCAUGCAACUGAUUUGGAGCGUUGAGGAUCCGUUUGCGAGGUGGCUCGUCCACUGCGUAGCGAGGUUCCAUUCGGUCGUCAGUUUUAGCAAAGAUGUGUCCAACGGAACUACGACAGAACGUCAGACACAUCUCUUAAGACCAAAUAGCCGUCAUCCGGAUCCACGAGCGGCUGCUGCUCUCUACACCCCGACAGCGACCGACCUCGACUCGUCUGUCAUUGAUACGGAUGGCGAUACGUCGGAUUAUGGAGGAUUGGUCGAUAGCAUCUCCAGUCUUCAGAUUGUAGAGGCCUCAGACCUUGCUCAUUCGACCACAUUGAUGGAGAAUAGGAUUGACGAAGAGUUGUCGGAUGCAGAGUCGAGCUUUUCGCUCAUCGAACAUCCUGAUGCGCGCGAGGACGCGUCGGCAAUCGACGCGCAAGAUACGACGAGACCACCACGUCCAAUGGAACGCAUCGUCGCCGACACCAACGAGGCGGUGACGAGUGCGGAUGCAACCGUUGAACCUUCGAUGCUGUCGAGAGUCAAGCGCUCUGGAUCAGAUUCUUCCCCAUCACGAUCGCCUAUGCGCAAUCGGAAUGGACGCCUGCGUAAUUCUCGUCGUGUCCUACCACUACCCCACUCUCGUCGAGCUGUCUACCGUUCUGUCGAGCCCCCGACAACGUUCAUGGCGUAUGUGUAUGGUCAAUGA
Serendipita indica DSM 11827 is the source of this 2184-nucleotide messenger RNA. Lineage: Eukaryota; Fungi; Basidiomycota; Agaricomycetes; Sebacinales; Serendipitaceae. The record is from the annotation of a GenBank genome assembly.